This is a messenger RNA of Fusarium proliferatum ET1, 1749 nucleotides long. RefSeq lists its product as uncharacterized. The transcript is spliced from 3 exons. The coding region runs from base 1 to 1749 and encodes 582 amino acids. The record is from RefSeq and is a predicted model, not a curated record. Lineage: Eukaryota; Fungi; Ascomycota; Sordariomycetes; Hypocreales; Nectriaceae.
AUGUUUGACGUCAUCUGGGUCGAUCCCGAUCGCGAACUCGUCGGCGAGCAUCGCGCCAAAAAGGAGAUCAAGCGCGAGCUGAAAAACAAGGAGAGAGAAAAGGAACAGGAGAACUCCAUCCUCAGCCGCUCAAUCUCCGUCACAAGCACUCGGUCUUCCACAGAAUCUCGUUUCGGCUUUCUCCGACCUCGAAAUGGCAAACAUGCAAAGGGCAAGGAGAAGACUCCGUCGGGUCUUUUGACUCCAAGUCAUCACUCCUCACGCUCCAACUCGGGGAGCUACCAUCGCUCGGCACUUAUGGCAAACUUGUCGAAUGUUUCCCUUGGGGUAGAGCGAGCACUCAGAGCCAACACUCCGGUUUCCACUGAUGCCUCGUCUUCACACGUUACUAAGCGCAACGAAGUCUCACAGCCUCGACUGUCUGACUUGGAGAACCCAGACUCCUGUUCAGAGGUGCACGGCUACUCUGAGCUAGAAGGCGACCACCCUCCUACGCCAGCGGGUUCAAUGGGAGAUAGAAACUUCCCCGUCCCGAUACUCCAGUCAGAGUCACCCAACAGUCUCGUGCCCAGUCUCAAUCUUCCCAAAGAACCGAAAGCUCCCAUCGUGAUCAACUUCCGACCCAACGACCCCGACUCAUGGCGUCCCCCGGAAGAAUGGGAGUACAUCGACCGACAAGCAGAAGAGGAGGCGCGAAUGCUUGAGGACCAAGAAGAUGUCGAGAUGACCGUUGAUGCAGAAGAGACAGUCCAAGUGAAGCCGUGCGCAGAUUUCGAGAGUAUCAAGGAUCAAGUCAAGGUUAUGGCGGCUUCGAGUCCCAGUAUGAUUCUUGCGCGUAUCAAAGAGAUCUGGACCGUCACCGACGAGAGGCUCCAUGGCGAAUUGAACAUUGAGCUGAAGCGAUGGAUGCUUUCUGUCCUGCACUAUCUGGACAUUGAGGCGAGGGAUAGUGCUGGUGUUGCUUGCGUUGUCGCGAAUACGUCUGACGAUCUUGGGGUACUGGCCCUCUACGAGUCUGAAAUCACGGCGACAUACCUUGCAGCUCUUCACUCAACGAGAGAAGUAUUCUCGCUGACAACAGCGUCCUUCCAAAACAAAGAGCUUCCCAACAUUCGCCCAGUAUUGGUCCCGUCCAUGACUCCCUCGACACUCCCAAUUGACCAGCACUCAUUCACCAUCGUAUACUCGCUCUCGCUACCCGCCGUAUGCUCUUCACCUGAGAUACCAGGGGUACUCAAGAACAUCAGCAACCGUCUUAGAGUCGGUGGCUCCCUACUGCUAACUCUUAUUGACCCAUUGCCCUGCGCAAGCACACUAGGACAUCGCAUGCGAGCAUGGCUUCAAGAGCAUCUGUUGAUCAACCUCGAGCGACACUUCAAGUGCACGAACCCAAGUAGACUGUUCCCAGAAUGGAUGGGCGACGCUGGUCUGCGCGGCCAAGGCAGCACUCUCACAACCUCAAAGUUCUACGCAGUAUCAGCUAGUAUUCGGAGUCAAGCCGAUGACAGCGAUCCUUUCAUAGAUAGAAUUCCUUCUGAGAGAGAAGUGAAAGCAGAAGUCCGUAGCAUCAUCGGUCGUCUGCUGUGGAUGGAGGUCUGGGGCAGUUUCGUCACCGGGGAUAAAUGGUGGUGGGAAGACGAAGGCUGCGUUAACGAAUGUCUCCAGCUGGGCACAGUUUGGGAAUACCACAUGAUAGAUGGCGUCAAGCAAGGCCAAGAGGAUAUUCCAGAAGAGGUAGAAGGCCUCUAG